UGACAACACUCCCAGCUACCACCGAGUUCGCGUAGGAUGUAGACGGCACGCUAGUCUUCAAAGGAGGGGGACCGCGCAGUUCCUGCAGUUCCUGCAGUUCCUGCGACAUUCCAUUGAGGGGCCAUUGGGCAGCUUGGUGGACAUUGAAGCAGGCGCAUCUCUUUGCUGUCUUUGACCCGAGAAGGGCAGGUGAUUGUACCCGAAGGAAAUCUCGGGCAUCUUUGAGACUAGGUUGCAUUGGCCUGGCAUUCAUAUGAGCAGCUUAGCCAACACAAUGCGCAGCAAGCAGGCCCUGUUUUGGGUUACGUUGGUCACUGUCUUGCUUUUAGUUGAAGGGGUCGACCGAUGCGAGCAGGCCGCAUUAAAUCCGGAUUCAAAAUGCUGCACCAGUGUGGACAUCCGAGACGAUGUCUACUGUCUUAAUGAAGCAACCUGCUGCUUGGGUACCCGAUACGGUUUGCUCCGGCUUGCUUGUGCUUUCCCUGGGGAAGUAUGCUGUGGUGCAAACCGUAUAUAUGCCACGGAUCAGUGCUGCCAUCAGCCGGACGAUACCUUUGGUUGCCCACCCGGGACAACAUGUUGCUAUUCGAGCCAGAUUGUUUCGGCGGGCCCACCCCCUUCUUACGCCAUUGAUUGUUGCCUACCGGAUUAUGACUGCGAUCUUGGGGGUUAUGGCUGCGUCCCAAAGUGCCUGCCUCCCAAACGUCAAUGCGUGGGGGGGAAGAACUUCUUUCCACUGUGCUGCGAGCCUGGUUUCGAGUGUUGCGUGCUAGCAGACGGUGAACCAUUGUGCGUGAGAUCAGGGGAUAACUCCGACGGUUUCAUUCGGUGUCCUGCCCCUUCAGCAGGCUACUGCUUUGAGAAAAACUCAUACGCGCUGGACACACCACCUGUCCGUUUGGUUUCUAGGCUUGCUGCCCCAGGUGAGGGCGUGGUUCCUUGUGGAGCGGAGGGAGCAAGUGCGUGUUAUGGCCCAAUGGGAGAAGGCCCAGUAUGCUGUGCGGGUCCGCUGUUCCAGUGCUCCACCCCCCCAACGAGCCCACCUUCUUGUCAGGCAAUCUACCCACGUGUCGAUAACCCCAGCCCCGUCUUUCCUCCCCCUCCUGGGGCUUCCGGAAGCAGCCCUGCUCCAAGCGCCACUGCAUCCGCAGGGGAGGUUCCUUGCAGCAAUAUGGGGACGACUCAGUGCUAUGGGCCAGGGGGGGAGGGCCCGAUCUGCUGCAUAAGCCCAGAGUAUCAGUGCGCUUCGCCACCCACCAGCCCCCCUGCUUGCGUCAAAAGCAAUCUAGGGGGCCCAUCCAGCUCGGCACCAAGCUCCCCGCUUCAGUCCCCAACUCCUACAGGGACCGCUGCCGCUUCGCUUGGGCAAGUCUCUUGCUCCGCAGACGGCGCCACUCCCUGCUAUGGACCGGAGGGUCAAGGUCCUCUCUGCUGUGCCUCAGGUUAUCAAUGUGCUAACCCGCCGACCAACCCCCCUUCUUGCCAAUCCCUGUCUACCAGCCCCAGUCCAACAAAAGUGUCUCCCAUUCCAACAACGGGCAGUCCUACGGCCUCGGUUACUCCCCAGCCAACAGUCUCCACCCCCACCCCAAGCACUUUGGCCCCGCUGGCUACCACCCUCCCGCCAGCCACUCCUAGCCCCACAACUCUGCCCCCAAACUCUCCUGCCCCAACAACCCCCGCUCCUACAACUCCUGCCCCAACAACUCCCGCCCCGACAACUCCUACCCCAACAACUCCUACCCCAACAACUCCCACCCCAACAACUCCCACCCCAACAACUCCUACUCCUACAACUCCCGCCCCCACAACUCCCGCCCCCACGACUCCCAUGCCUACGACUCCUGCGCCCACUACUCCUACUCCGACCACUCGAGUCACUCCAACCCCGACCCCAAAAAGUUCAACUCCUAGGCCUACAGACUCCAAUACUCAAUUCCAAAUUGUGGGGUCAUUUACCAUCAGAACCUUGCCACCGGAGAGCUUUGAUGCUGACAAACAAACGAGCUAUGUACAGGCUUUAUUGCAGUCCUCGACUGCGGUAGAAGAGGUCUCGAUCACGAGCAUUCAGCCAACCAACGAUGGCGCCGGUAGUAUCGUCGAGACGACAAUAACGGUCGAUGGUCAGGCCGUUGAAGAGGUUCUCACGGCCUUUACAUCUGGCUUCGUUUCCGCCCUGGAGCCGGCAGUUGGAGAGACGGAUAUCGAUCCGAACAGCCUGUUUGCAAAGGGCUUCCCUUCCCCAUCUUCAGCUCCUCCCAUUACUACGUCAGACCCGGUUUGCUCCAAGGAUUGUCCCUACAGUGUUGGCGGCGUACUGGUAUGCGGGAGCAAAUGCUGUCGGUCUCGUGCGCCUGGGGUCAAGUGCCCUGCUUACCCGGGGGACUACAACGCGUGUGGACAGGUGUCCAAUGGAGGACUCGUGGGAAAGGUUAUCAACUUCAUCGGUGGUGCUGGAAGCAGCGAUUUGUUCGCACCUGGUUGCAACUUCCAUGACGUGUGCUACUCAACUCCUGGCGCCAGCAAAUCUACCUGUGACGACGAACUUUACGUACGCACCCGCGAAGCCUGCGAUGUGGUGCCUACGUCAUUUGCGGCGGCCCGAUGCCGCAUGACAGCACGGGUCGGACGCCUCUUCUUCUCCACCGACUUUGGUUCUAAAGCCGCGUACGAGAGUGCCCAGGCAGCAACCUUGGCGUACGCAUUGGCCUUUUGCGGUCAUUGAGUGACCGGCCCAAGUAGUCUGCAAACGGCUGCAGUACCCAACAGGCAGCUUUGUCUACCAGCUUUUAGGUUCUCAUAUUCCUAAUGUAGAACCCGGUUUUCUCCUGAUCAACAACCUCUCGGUUUCCUGGAUUUGAAUUCCAUUUUUGUAGAGCCUGGCGUCAGAAUGAACACAAGGGCUCUUCGUGGUUUGCUGCAGCGGGUUUUGAUUGACCAAUGUAGUCAUCAGGGUUGAUUUCACAAGAAGAGUCUGUAGAGUCCGGCCCAGGCGUUGAGAACAACUCAAGAUGCAGUCGGACGGUGCCGGGCCAGACAUGAUUUUGCAUCUUUGAGAGAAAUUAUUCUUGCCACUUCUACGUGAUUGGGCGGCCCGUUGGCAGGGUCAAAGCCUCUUCGAGAAAGCCGUUCUUGGUAACACUGUAUAAGCUACCUUCCCGCAAUUUUGGUCGGAGGUAGGAUGAUUGAGUGCUUCAUUGACUUUCACGGAUUCGGAAUUGCGUAGUAACCGGCCCACAAACCACGCUGGGUCCAGUAACAAACCCGUAGCGGUCACUAUGUGCUCCGUUGGAUUGCUCGUGUUAGGAGAACGUCAUGUCAACGAACGUGUAAGGAAACCUCGUUUCAAGCCAAAGCGGAAAAGCGUGGCCCGG
Molecule: messenger RNA, 3374 nt
Organism: Klebsormidium nitens
Lineage: Eukaryota; Viridiplantae; Streptophyta; Klebsormidiophyceae; Klebsormidiales; Klebsormidiaceae
Source: the annotation of a GenBank genome assembly